Molecule: messenger RNA, 822 nt
Organism: Myripristis murdjan (pinecone soldierfish)
Lineage: Eukaryota; Metazoa; Chordata; Actinopteri; Holocentriformes; Holocentridae
Product: nuclear factor 7, brain-like
Exons: 3
Coding region: 1-822 (273 amino acids)
Molecular function (GO): zinc ion binding
Source: RefSeq, a predicted model, not a curated record
AUGGCUUCUGCUUCUUACAUGGAGGAUUUGACUUGUUCUAUCUGUCUGACUAUCUUCACUGAUCCGCAUGAAGAAAAGCUGAAACUGUUCUGUGAAACAGAUCGACAGUUAGCCUGCGUCAUAUGCCGAGAUGGGGAGAAGCAUGAUGGACACAAAUUUAAACCAAUCAGAGAAGCAGCUACAUCUCUGAGGCGGGAGCUGGAGAAGGGUAUGGAGCACCUUUCUGAUGAGAUCCAUGCCAUAGAGAGCCUAGCCAAUAUGCAGAGAGAAGAAAUAACAAAAACCCAUGUGAUGUCCCAGCAGCUGAUGACCCAAAUCAGCACCCAGUUUGAGGAGAUGCAUCAGUUUCUGAGACAGAGAGAAGAGGAGAUAAAGAAUGAGCUAAAGGAAAAAGAGAGAGAGGCUGUAGAGGAGAUGACUGAGAAGUUUAAGGCGAUGGACCUGGCUUUGUCUGAGAGUAGAGAGCUGCAGGUGAAGGGGACAGCAGCUCUGGAAAUUUCUGACUCAGUGAAGUUCUUGCAGAGCUGGACUGAAGUGAACAACAUGCUGACUCCAGAGUGUUUGUUCAGGCCCAGAGCAAAUGAUCUGCAGGUGGCCCGCACUUCUCUCAGUUUGGGUCCUUAUGAAAGUCACCUGCAGUUCUUUGUGUGGAAGGAGAUGCUUCAGGUGGUCAAGCCCCGGGCAGAGCUGCUCUCACUGAGAGGAAAAAAUACAGAUGUAACUGUGUCUGAUGACCUACGCAGUUUGCUUUUGUCAGCUUAUUUUAACAUUGGACACAGUGAGGACAUAGAUCGUAACCCUCUGACAGUGUGCUGGUACUGA